AUGCCGACCUCCGCCAACUCUACAGCAACGUCUACCGAGCCAUCUACAUCCUCUUUCACCGAACCUCACCAAUACCUCGCCACCUGCAUCCUAUUCCUUACGAUUGCAUACUUCCUCGGCCGCUACAACGCCAUGGGAAACUUCUUCCGCGCCGCCUUCCGGCUCCUCAGAUACAUCAUUAUCUUUAUCCAGCGAAGACCUUUCCUCCUGGUCUUCACUCCGGCAAUGAUUCUCUGGCUCUACUUCCACUUGACAGAUCGUGAUGGCGUGCUUCUAUAUCGAAGUGAUAGAGAAUGGCUGGCGGAGGUUGAACAUGCUUCCAAUAGGCUGUGGGAUGCCUUUUGCCAGGGGUUGCGAGAGGGGUGCGAGAGAAGGUGUGGGAGGGAAGAGGGACGCUGA
Mytilinidion resinicola is the source of this 399-nucleotide messenger RNA. RefSeq lists its product as uncharacterized. Bases 1 to 399 code for a protein of 132 amino acids. The record is from RefSeq and is a predicted model, not a curated record. The transcript has a single exon. NCBI's taxonomy places the organism in Eukaryota, Fungi, Ascomycota, Dothideomycetes, Mytilinidiales, Mytilinidiaceae.